Messenger RNA from Penicillium mononematosum, 1338 nucleotides. RefSeq lists its product as uncharacterized. The record is from RefSeq and is a predicted model, not a curated record. Bases 1 to 1338 code for a protein of 445 amino acids. The transcript has a single exon. Lineage: Eukaryota; Fungi; Ascomycota; Eurotiomycetes; Eurotiales; Aspergillaceae.
AUGGAUGAAACAGCAUCCAAUUUUCGUGCGCAGUGGGUCAAUCCAUCAGAUUUAUUCUCAAUCCUCUUAAUUAUUGGCGGGGAUGUCAUUGCCAUCGCUCAGGCAGCCCUCUCCGGCGGCCCUAUCACCCCCGUUACCUUCUCUUUCGGAUGGGUAUCGUACGCUAUCUCGGCGCUACUCACUGUCCAAAGCGAGGGCCGCCUGAUGCCUCCGAGCCCUGACUCUACGCUCCAGGUAAUCAACCUAGCCACGGGGUAUAAGCGAUUCAACCGGUCCUGGACUUUAGGGCGUGUGUUUCAGAAUUAUGAAUACUGGAUGCCAGCAGAAGUACGACUGCGACUGCAAGCCCACCCGGUCUUGUACGAGGAUGAGGAAGCCAGGAUUGCAGACAUGGAGAUGUCGGCGAAGGUCACGGCAACGACAGAAAUAAACCCCAAUCCUCGCAAAUUUGUGAGCCCCCGCCAGGCCGGCCUCUGCAUCAGUGUUUAUGAGUGGGCGCUGGAUGGUCCCCAUCCGGUGGGGAAGCCUGGUCGUGACUGGGUGCAUUGGCUAGGAAUCGUCGUGACGGUGGUUCAACUAGGCGUCAGUGUGAUACCAUUUGCCCUGUUCGGAGACUGGAGUAUCUUCCUGGUGACGGUGGCCGGGACAAUACUGGCCUACGCGUCUGGCGCACUGCCGCAGUGGGGGAAGGAGAAAUGGGCGUGUCGGAUCUUAGAAAAGCGCAAGGAUAUUGCGUUGACGAUUGGUGUUGGCACGCAGCAUGUGAUCUUGGUGCGUGGUGCGAAGGGCGGGUUGGAUUUGGAAGACAUGGCUGGGGGCCAGUUGCCGGAAGACGAGGGGGAGCAGACACGCAGGAGUCCACUGAUGCGACUGAUGAGCCCAGGCAAUACGACGCGCAUGGUCAUGUUUCUGUUGGUGGUGCUGUGGCUCAUGCUUCUCCUCAGCAGCACGGGGAUCCAGGAACAUUCAUGGUUUCUACUCGCGGUGGGCGGCACUGGCAUGGUGCAAAAUCUCAUCACGGCUGGGGCUCCGCGUCAGCCGGCGAUGUUGGGAAUUCCGCUUCGGCUGGCUACGCGUCCGGACUCGAAGAACGAAGCAAGUCCAAUCCCGAUGGUGUUCGCCGAAUUCAAGAUUAUGCAUACGCUAAUGGAGCUCGAGUUGGACUUCAAGGGGGCUGGUCGAAUUCUGCUCUCAGAGUUCUUCCCUGGAGGCGGCGGCCUACUGCCUUGGGAGGAAAAAUGGUGGUCCAGCGAUGACCCGGACGUUCGGCGUCAGCUACUACGGGCCGCGCGAGAAAAAGAAUUCAACAAACAGAGGCGUAGAAUGCAGGCUGGUUGA